Molecule: messenger RNA, 1772 nt
Organism: Drosophila eugracilis
Lineage: Eukaryota; Metazoa; Arthropoda; Insecta; Diptera; Drosophilidae
Product: 5'-3' exonuclease PLD3
Exons: 2
Coding region: 290-1771 (493 amino acids)
Molecular function (GO): catalytic activity
Source: RefSeq, a predicted model, not a curated record
UUUUAUUUUUAUUUGAAUCGUUUAUAUCAUAUAUUUCGAAUAUAAAAACGUAUCAGGUAGAUAAAGAUUUUGGAUUUCGUAAACGUUAUGUUUUAGCUAUUUCAAAAUGCUGCUCUGACUUUUUCGUCUUGUUUUGAGCAUCAGCACUGAGGACCUCAUCGCUAUCCAACACUGAUCGUUUGUAUGCGUGGGCGGGAGACACUUUCCCACAGCUGGUCGAAUAAUAAAUAAGCAUGGUUGGGAAAAUGUUUGUCUAUGGCCAGUCAGCGUUAGUCCUAACCCUUACGCCAUGUCCGAGCGACGAGGAGUGCACGAGAUACCCAGGGACUACCAGCCAGUGCCCAGAGAACAGGACGAACCAACUCCAGUGACUAAAUCCUGCUGCUGGCGUCCUAAUUGCAAUUUUGUGUUCCAGCAUGAGCGAAAACUUUGCUGCUGCAGUCACGGCUACAUCAUUCCCGUGUUUAUACUCUUUGUUCUGGUCAUGAUUGUACUUAUGUUGCCUUGGGAGACCUUCCACCGAAAUGAGAACGCAAACACCCCCGUUUCCGUGGAGACCCCGUUGCCAUGUCAACUCGAACUGGUGGAGAGUCUGCCAGUGGGAUUGAACUACAGCCAAAGGGAAAUCCACCCCAAACUAAAGAGCACCUUUGAGUCCUGGCAGUGGCUGCAGGGCAGGGCAAGGACCUCGCUGGACAUAGUGUCCCCGCACUGGACAUUACGUGGGUUAAAUGUAAACGAUAGCAGCACUGGUCCCGGUGAACACCUUUUUCAGCGGCUACUAUCCAAUGGAGAUGUUGGGAGACCCAAGUUGCGACUGCGGAUUGUACUUAAUCGUAAUCAGGACAGUUUGUGGCAUGCCGAUGCUCGCAUCCUGUCUAACUAUGGAGCAGCUGAUGUCGUGGGCAUCAAUUAUUUGCAAUCUAAGCUCUGGCUGGUGGACGGGGAGCAUUUCUACUUGGGCAGCGCGAGCAUGGAUUGGCGAUCGCUAACUCAACGAAAAGAACUUGGUGUAUUGGCCAGAAAUUGUCCUCAUCUGGCCCAAGAUCUGUCAAAAAUCGUUAAAGCAUAUUGGUACCUGGGUAACAAUGAGGUGCCGGAGUACUGGCCUUGGAUGUACCAAACGCACAUUAAUCAGAGAAGACCCCUUUUGCUAAGCAUAAGCAAAAACCAUACAAUGCGAGCCUAUAUAGCUAGUUCACCACCAAGACUUGCAGCCACUGGAAGGAGUCACGAACUAGAUGCUAUAAUAGAAGCUAUCGAUAAGGCCACUGAGUUCAUAAGCCUUUCUCUUAUGGACUACUCACCUCAGCUUAGGCGCAGUAAUAAACUAGAAUAUUGGCCAUUAAUAGACAAUGCGCUACGUAAAGCUACCUUGGAGCGGGGUGUGGCCGUCAAGCUGCUAGUUUCCUGGUGGAAAUACUCGGAUCCCAGCGAGGAUCACUUCUUAAGGUCCUUACAGGCCCUUAACAAAAUAAGGGAGGAAGUGGAUAUACAAAUGCGUCGCUUUGUGGUGCCAACCACGGAUGAGCUGGAUAGGGUUUCCGGUGGAAGAGUAAGCUGCAAUUCGUACUUGGUUACCGAUACUGUUGCCGUUAUUGGCACUUCCAGCUGGUCGGGGGAGCAUUUCACCUACUCUGCCGGCGUUGGAUUAGUUCUCCAGGAUAUGGACUACAAUAACAACAGUGUGCGCACUGAUUUGCUGGAAAUUUUCCAGAGAGAUUGGUUUAGUCCUUAUGCACUGCCGUUAAUACCAAAUUUAAGAAUUUGAA